This is a messenger RNA of Striga asiatica, 1178 nucleotides long. Lineage: Eukaryota; Viridiplantae; Streptophyta; Magnoliopsida; Lamiales; Orobanchaceae. The record is from the annotation of a GenBank genome assembly.
UUGGUCAUGGAAUCUUUAGUGGAGGCAACAUCCGGUGCGGUGGGUGCACUGGUCAGCACCACCAUUUUGUAUCCGCUUGACACUUGCAAGACCAAGUAUCAAGCUGAAAAUCGAGCCCACCAUCAUCAGAAAUACAGAUUUACUAUUAUUCUUAUGCUCCUCUGUAUUUAUCACUACAACAUUUUUGUUGUGCAGAGGAAUAUAUCUGAUGUCCUCUGGGAAGCAAUAUCCACCCGUCAAGUACUCUCGUUGUACCAGGGCUUGGGAACAAAGAAUUUCCAGUCUUUCAUUUCACAGUUUAUUUAUUUUUAUGGAUACAGCUUUCUAAAGAGACUUUACUUGAGAAAAAGUGGGUCCAAAUCUAUCGGGACCCGAGCCAACUUGAUCAUAGCUGCUGCUGCUGGUGCUUGCACAGUGUACACCGCGUUUGAUCAGUUAAAGCAGAGACUGCUAACGGCGAAGAUGAGAAAAGGGAAAAAUGAUGUGAUGGCAAUAUCUCCAGAAGCUCUUUCUGCAUUUUCUGCUUUUGUGUUGGGUGCUGUCUCGAAAUGCAUUGCUACAUGUUUAACGUACCCAGCUAUAAGAUGUAAAGUGAUGAUCCAGUCAGCAGAGUCGAAUGAGGGUAAAGAUAAACAUGCACAGCUUGAGUCCCGUAAGACCGUGUUUGGCGCACUCCGCGCAAUCUGGGAAAAAGAAGGUCUGCUGGGAUUCUUCAAAGGUUUACAGGCCCAAAUCCUGAAGACCGUCUUAAGUUCUGCACUGCUUUUAAUGAUAAAGGAGAAAAUCACAAAGUCGACAUGGGUCACAAUGCUUGCCUUAAGAAGGUUCAUGUUUCUUACCAGAACACAGUUAAAGAGCUCAUGAGAAAGCCUGCUGUCAAUAAAUAAUGUUAUUUUAGAAUCUUAUUUUGUAGUUCAACACCAGAAAAGGGUUUACGAUAUUCGUUUUGCGUGUUUGAGGGAGAGAAAAGAAUAAGUAAUAAGGUUAAGCAUAGACCAUAUAUCCAAUUACCACAGAGGAUUAAGUUGAACUUCAAGUUGAAAAAAGUGUGUAAUAAUGGACUCAGAAAACUAUUUGAUUGUUGCUAGUUUUCAUCUUUUUUGUGAACAAGGUUGAGUUGCACUGGUUCCUUUUUAUUUAUUUUAGGACUAAAAAUGAAGGAAUUCUGUAAGAGAAAG